Messenger RNA from Aspergillus affinis, 1347 nucleotides. RefSeq lists its product as uncharacterized. The transcript has a single exon. Bases 1 to 1347 code for a protein of 448 amino acids. Lineage: Eukaryota; Fungi; Ascomycota; Eurotiomycetes; Eurotiales; Aspergillaceae. The record is from RefSeq and is a predicted model, not a curated record.
AUGGACCCUGCCGUAGAGUAUACGCGUAAAGAUGAGCUUUCGGAGAUCGAAAAGGUGGCAACACCUAUGAUGACCAAAGCUUUCGUCUUCUAUGAGAUCCUACCAACGACCGAUCUGGACAAAGUCAUCUCAUCAUUCAGAGAAGGCCUCAAAAACGCAACUCGCCAGGCUCCCUUCGUGGCUGGAAACAUUGAGUAUGAUACCACGGGCAAACCACCAUACAUAUUAACACAUCCAGGGGAGAGAACAGAACUAUUUACUGUCCGUCACUUUUCCUCUGCGGAACAUAAGUCGUUCGCGGCGCUCGCUGGCGGCGCCUUCGGCCCUGCAGAUUUUGACCCUGACCAGCUAGUACCUGAGCUGCCCGCGGGAACGAAGCCGGUGUGUGCGAUUCAAUUGAAUAUCAUUGAGGGCGGCCUGAUCUUGGGAUUUACGUUGAACCACGUGGCUGGCGACUGGACUUCCAUGGAUACGUUGUUGUCCUUGAUUUGCCAAGGCAGCAGGGCACACCAACAGGGCCUGAAGAUGCCUACAUACACUCCGGAUCUCAAUAGAGACCCGUACAAUGCUCAGUUCGCGAUCUCAAAGGAUAACUUGCCCGAAGAACUAGGCAUGUACUACGUGAAGGAAAAGGUCCCAUUCAUCCCCAAACCGCCACCACCUUUUCAAACGAGCAUCUACAAAACCACGGACGCUUUAAUGCAGCAACUGAAACAGAAAUGCACCCCCCUACAUGGAUUGGAGUAUGUUUCAUCCUACGACUGUCUCUCCGCUCUUCUUUGGACCUCAAUCACUCGCGCCCGACUUCAGCUGCAGCCUGAGAAAAGCACAACAAAAUCAACCUCUCUCCACCCCGUUGGCCUCCGGUCUCGAGACCCUCAGAAGAAAACAUCAGAGCGGUACUUCGGAAACUCUGUCUUUCCGGCUUGGGUCAGACCGACGGAUAGUCAGGCUUUAGUUUCGGAGAAUGGCCUCGCCCUCGCGGCAUCGUCGAUCCGCAAAUGCAUCCAGCAAGUGAAUAUCGACUGGGCGGGAAGCAUAGCAUCGUUGGUGGCAUCCCUCGCUCCGAACGAAGCAUUGGGCUACCAUGUCGACUUCCACGACAUGGAUGUUCUGAUCAACAGUUGGUAUUCUGGGACUGCCGAAAAUUAUGAUAUUGGAACCGGGUCAUUGCCAGUUGCUUUUCGCACCGCUCGGCCCAUUACGGGUGGCUGCGCUUUGGUUCUGCCUAAUUUCAGCAAGGGGGAUACGAGAGAGUAUGAGGUUUUUGUUCAGUUGGAAUCGCAGCAACAUGAGCUGUUGCGUCGGGAUGCAGAGUUUGCGAAAUAUUUCGAGCUUCUGACAUGA